Molecule: messenger RNA, 702 nt
Organism: Dibothriocephalus latus
Lineage: Eukaryota; Metazoa; Platyhelminthes; Cestoda; Diphyllobothriidea; Diphyllobothriidae
Source: the annotation of a GenBank genome assembly
AUGGGGCAGGACACAAGCGGUGUGUGCGACAACAUUCCAAACCGCGCCACAACCCCAUCACCUUCCUAUGUAGGCUCCCGUGUGUGCCCACGGGAUGAUGAUGAUGUUGAUGGUAAUGAUGAUAAUAAUGGUGACGAUUUUGGUGGUGGUGGUGGUGGUGGUGGUGGUGGUGGUGGUGGUGGUGGUGGUGAUGAUGAUGAUGAUGAUGAUGAUGAUGAUGAUGAUGAUGAUGAUGAUGAAAAUGAUGAUGAUGAUGAUGAUGAUGAUGAUGAUGAUGAUGAUGAUGAUGAUGGGGCACCUGUACACACCGAGCGACCAAAUAAAAAUGUCACUGUUGAUGAUGCCCUGCUGGACUUUCACACCCCGACUGCUGAUUUCUGCUUCCGAGGCAUUGUUCUGCCCUCGGACCUUCGUCUCUUGUCCGAUGUAUGGUUUUCUGCUGUGGAGAAGUCACAGCCACCAGUACAGUCGUUGGACCUCGUGCCGUCUAACGAGAUGGAAUUGGCAGCAGAAAUGAAGAUGCUUACGUUUGCCGACAAGCAACAGGGACUAAAUGGCAAGUCGUCUGUGGUUGCGUCAUGGCGUUCUCGUCAGCUCCACGUCUCGCCUCCCGUGUCCGCUCUCGCAUCUUGGGACAAUCGGUCCUUGCCCGCUUUGUCCCUUCUUAUUGGUCCAUCUUGGCAGCCAUCGGAUGCUGGUUGA